ACAAAAUAAGAGAGAAGCUAAGACACACUCUAUACCUUCCCUCAACUUUCCUUCUACUAAUUGCUAGGUGUGUAAUAGUUGUGGGAAAAUGUGGAAAACGAGAAUGGCACAAGUGAUGAUUUUUAUCUCUAUGGUUUUCCUUCACCUUGUUGUGUCACCCAUUUCUGCCUCACCCCUUGCACCCGCAAUGUAUGUGUUUGGAGACUCCUUGAUGGAUAAUGGGAAUAACAAUUAUCUACCCACUAUUGCCAAAGCCAAUUUCUUGCCUUAUGGUAAUGAUUUCCCCCAAGGUGCCACCGGAAGGUUCACCAAUGGAAAACAUGUUGCUGAUUUUGUAGCUGCUUAUCUUGGAUUGCCAUAUCCUCCCCCUUACUUGAGUUUGAAAGGUCAAAAGUCGUUAACUGGAGUCAGUUACGCAUCUGGUUCAUGUGGAAUUCUACCAGAGUCUGGAGCCAUGCUUGGAAAAUGUCUAGAUUUGAAGGAACAGGUUAACUUAUUUCAGACGACAAUUAAGACAGAUUUGGCCACAGAGAUCAAAAACCCAAAUCAAUUAUCAGAUCAUUUAUCAAAAUCUAUAUACAUAUUCUCUAUUGGGAGCAAUGAUUACAUAAACAACUACCUUGACACAGAGAAUAGUAAUUCAAGCAAGCGUUACCAGCCUAAGUCCUUUGCUGAACUCCUCAUUGAAAAUCUCUCCCUACAUCUUGAGAGUGUGUAUAAGUUGGGAGCCAGGAAGAUAAUAAUGUUUGAAAUUGGACCUGUGGGGUGCAUCCCAUCAGUCUCAAGGGCACGGGUGCACAAAGGUAAUUGCAUGGAGGAAGUAAACCAAAUGGUGACAUUCUUCAAUGAGAGGCUUCCUCCAUUGCUGAAGAAUUUGACAUCAAGACUUCCAGGCUCUAACUUUGUUCUUGGUCGGGACAAUUCCCUAGGCUAUGAUGUAAUCAACAAUCCAUCCAAAUAUGGUCUAAAGGAGGCAAGACAUCCAUGUUGUUCCACUUGGGCAAAUGAGACUUCAGGAUGUAUUCCAUUGUCAAAACCAUGUCCAGACCCAACCAAGUAUGUCUUUUGGGAUGCUUUUCAUAUUACAGAAGCUGUAAAUUCAAUCAUGGCAUCUGGGUGUCUCAAAAAUAGUUCUAUAUGCACACCUACUAGCAUUCAAGAGCUUGUCAAAAUGUAAUCUUGUGUUCAGAAAUUUUAACAGAAUAUGUUUGUUAUGAAUUUAAUAUAUUUUUUAAAAUAUUUUGUUUAGCAUAGCAUCUGGGUGUCUCAAAAAUAGAUAUGUAUGCACACCCGGCCCUUUAGCAUUCAAGAGCUUGUCAAUAUGUAAUAUUUGUGUUCAGAAAUUUUAAGUGAAUAAUAUGUUUGAUAUGAAUUUAAUAUAUA
Molecule: messenger RNA, 1383 nt
Organism: Cajanus cajan (pigeon pea)
Lineage: Eukaryota; Viridiplantae; Streptophyta; Magnoliopsida; Fabales; Fabaceae
Product: GDSL esterase/lipase 7
Molecular function (GO): hydrolase activity, acting on ester bonds
Source: RefSeq, a predicted model, not a curated record